GCGAUGUAUUCAGGCGCCCAAGGAGAUCAUGGGCAGAUGUCAGUUACUUGUUGUGGACCGGAACCAGGAAGGCAUCCUUGCUUUGGCAUGUGGAACAGCAGUCAGUGGCUCUGUUACACCUCUGGUGCAGGUUAUUGGCAAAAAGGUGGCGCGGGAGACUGCCAAGGAGAUGAUGAACGAUGCAUGUGAUGGCAGGACAGCCGCACUCUCCUGCGAAUCUCAGAUGGCCAGCAGCCAAAGGGUGACACGACUUGGGUGCUGUCACUACCUGUUAGCUGUUUUGGGUGCCGACCUUAAGGACCCCGAAGAAGGCAGCGUGAUCCAGCUCUUGGAGUGGACCAGUGGCAUUCACGAAGGACAUGAGCAGGACAGGGUGCAGCAUGGUGCAGCUAUGCUCUUUGAGCAGCCUGCCAAAGAACAGCAAGGAUCAGGCACUGCGGAUCUCAACUGUAAGAGCUUGGCUUGGUCAUUGCUUCAGUUUCCACCUCUGCAGGAACCACCUCCGAAGCCGGAAGCAUCCAUUCUCCGCUCGGUGGCCACACCCUUGCGCAAGCGAAGCGACCUGGCUGAUCCGGUUGAGACCAGUCCAUCCAUUGCUGGUCCACGACUGAUUGCAGAAGGACCACCGAGUGCCCAGCUGCGCGACUCGCACUCGCUGCCGCUGGUGCCCAUUGCUCAACUCAGUCUGUUCAUGCAACGUUGUCGGAUCCGUGCAAGAGUGCUCAGCAAGUCAGGCUGUCGGACCUUUACCAAUGCCCGAGGCACCAGCAAAAUGUUCUCGAUGGAUCUGAUGGAUGCAGAAGGGGCUUGCACGCGCGCCGCCUGUUUUGGCGCUGCGGUGGACAGGUUUUAUGCCACGAUUAGUGUGAAGAAAACCUAUGAGAUCAGUGGAGCUGCAGUGAAGCAGGCCAAUCCCAGGUACUGUCGCUAUCCAAUGGAGCUGACUUUGGAUGAUCGGUGGACUUCUGUGAGCCAACUUCCAGAGGAUGGAUCCAUUCCAGCGAUUCCCUACAAGUUUGUGGCGAUUGGAGAGCUGGGUCAUGCCCCCAUUGGGAGCUCCUGCGACGUCAUGGCCGUGAUUCAGUCUGUGGAUGAAGCGGUCAGUGUCUCAACUCGUAGCAGUGGUGUCCGGAUGAAGCGGCAGGUGAUGCUCAUGGAUGACUCCAGUGCGUCCAUCGCAAUGAACCUUUGGGGCGAGAAGGCGGAGAUGGAACUAGCAGUGGGCUGCAUUGUUUUCCUUCGUCAAGCUCGGCUCAGCGACUACCUGGGCCGCUCUCUGGAUCUGAAUGAGGGCAGCUUUCUGGAAGCGAAUCCGGACGAUCCGCGCGCGUUUCGACUACAAGCGUGGUAUCAAAAGGGGCGCGACGAACCUGUACGUCAGCUCUCUGCAGUAGUGGGCCCAGCGCGCGGGAAGAAGCGGAACAUUGCGGAGGCUCUGGCGGAGGACGCGUUGCUUCAAGCGGGUGUCAUGCCAGGGACAGAUCGAUCGGUGCGCGCAGUGAACUUUCACCAGGUUUCGGCCACAGUGGUGGCGGUCCGGAACGAGCGUGCGGCGCCUUUCUACUGGGGCUGCACGACAGAAGUUCCGGGAUUCGACAAGCCACGGCUUUGCAACAAGAAGGUGGAGAACGGACAAUGCGCAGCUGGUCAUAUUUGUCCUGAGCCAGCGGCGCGCUUCAACAUGUUGUUGCAGGUCGCUGAUGCAUUUGCUACAGUCCAUUGCAGGGCCUUUGGGGCGGAGGCCGAAGUCUUGGCAGAUGUUCCUGCAGCAGAAGUGGCUGUGCUUGAAGAUGAGCGCAUGGCUGGCAACAUGCAGGCCGAGAAGACCUACACGCGGAUCUUCCGCAACAUGUUUCGACGCUGGACGCUGACAUUGAAAUGCCGAAAGGAGAACUAUGAAGGUCGCGUGCGGCUUCAAGUCUCCGUGGAGCGAUGUGUUCCUGUGGACUUCGUGGCAGAGGGUUUGCAAAUGGCUCAUGAAGUUCGUCGUGCCCUUUGCAUGGUGUGA
This is a messenger RNA of Cladocopium goreaui, 2008 nucleotides long. Lineage: Eukaryota; Dinophyceae; Suessiales; Symbiodiniaceae. The record is from the annotation of a GenBank genome assembly.